CAGCAACCUUGUCCAGUACCUAAGUACUACUAAUAUCCUUUGCUCCGCCCCUCCCCCGUCAUUUCUUCCUUCGACCCUCGGUGUGGAGCAUCCAUCUCCAGUCAGUACUAGUAGUAUCUAUCUAUCUCGUUGAAAAUCCCCCUCCGUCCGCCAGUCGGCCUGUCACUUUCCCUUUCACGCUCCCCACGCCGUCCCGACAUCGCGCGGAAUUCGACUCCCGCCUUUCACCUUUUAACUGCCCGACAUCAUCCGGCGCUUUAAUUCGAUCCAAACACAUCCCCCAACACCAUCCAAAAUGGUUGCCGACGCCUUGGUCUACCAUCCUGCCCUGGCGCACUACUUGCGCUUUGUCGCAACGACAGUCGGUCGCGACAAGCUUCUUCGUACCUUGCAAUACUUCUCCCGCUUCUACGCCUGGUACCUCCUCCGCACCAACCGCCCCCAGUCUGCCAUCGACCCUUACAAUGCUAUUAAGAAGCAAUUCGGAACAACCCGAAAGAUCCUGAGGAUCGGAAAGUUCGUUGAACACCUUAAGGCAGCUGCGCUUGCCUCGGACAACAAGAGCCCCAUUGAUCCCGUGCUUCGCUAUCUCUCAGUCGGUCGUCAGCUCGGAUACGCCGGCUACCUGAGUCUUGACACAAUCACUGUUGUCGAUACGAUCGGGGUCCGUAAACUCGCUUCUGCCAAGCGACUACAGGAGUCUGCUUACCGCUCAUGGAUGGCGGGGCUGGUCUGCAGCGCUCUUGCUGGCGUGUACACACUGUUCAGGUUGCGGGAGAAGGAGAAGACGCUUGACCGCAAGGAAGGCGAAGGUGUCGUGGAAGCGAAGAAGCUUGAGAAGGAGCGUUCUGCCGCCCGCAUCCAGCUCAUCUCCGAUCUUUGUGACUUGACUGUCCCGGUUUCCGCCCUCGGCUUUGCAUCUCUUGAUGAUGGCGUCGUGGGUCUUGCAGGAACGGUCAGCAGUUUGAUCGGCAUUUGGUCCCAAUGGCGGAAGACUGCGUAAGCGGUCGACAUUGGGGCUAUGUGUCAUGAAUGGAAGGGCCCAACAAGGCCAGAUAUGUAGUGCGUGUUGGCCAUCGCUAAGCACGAUCUGCACUGACCUUGAUACUGCAAAUGAUCAUUGGCCUUUGAAGUGUGCAUAUUGCGGCCAAUUUCCCGCCAGUCUGGUCAGAGGGCAAAGAGGUGCGCAGUGAGACGGUGCGAGAAGUGAAUUAUCAUGUGUUGGAUUAGCUGGAUCGUUUCGCCUGCCAUGCGGGCUCCAGUCUUAUUCAUAUGGAUUCAUGUAACUUAGAAAUUAUUCCCCUUCU
This is a messenger RNA of Aspergillus sclerotioniger CBS 115572, 1307 nucleotides long. Its product is annotated as PEX11 family protein. Gene Ontology annotation, cellular component: peroxisomal membrane. The coding region runs from base 296 to 1003 and encodes 235 amino acids. NCBI's taxonomy places the organism in Eukaryota, Fungi, Ascomycota, Eurotiomycetes, Eurotiales, Aspergillaceae. Gene Ontology annotation, biological process: peroxisome fission; regulation of peroxisome size. The record is from RefSeq and is a predicted model, not a curated record. The transcript is spliced from 3 exons.